Molecule: messenger RNA, 1102 nt
Organism: Erythranthe guttata (spotted monkey flower)
Lineage: Eukaryota; Viridiplantae; Streptophyta; Magnoliopsida; Lamiales; Phrymaceae
Source: RefSeq, a predicted model, not a curated record
UUCGCCGACCUCAAAAUCGGUGUUCAUAAAAUAAAAAACAAUGAACGAGUUCGCCGCGGCGGCGCCGUCGUGCCGGAACGUGCUAUUACCUGGCGGCGCAUCGAAUUUCAGGAGAUGUCCGAUAAAACUAAUUCCAAAGUGGCAAUGCAAUAUCUCGAGGUUGGGAAAAAAGCAGAAGCGAAGUACGAAAGUAGAAGCGCAAAUGGUGAAUCCGUCUACUUACUCUUCCAGAAUUUCGACCGACAUCUCUCUCUACGAAAUUCCCGGGGCUUCAUUUGAUCAGUAUUUGGAAGAUAAACCUAGGGUUUUCAAAGCCAUCUUUCCCGAUAAACGCAGGAGCAACCAGCUCAAUGAGGAUGAGUGGAGAGUUCACAUGCUACCGAUAGAAUUCCUAUUCCUAACGGUGUCUCCAGUGAUCGACAUGCGAUUAAGAUGUAAAUCUAGUGGGACAGAAUAUCCACCCGGAGUUCCACAAGAUAUUUCAAAGGUUCUUCAGCUCGAUAUCAUAAGAUGGGAGCUCCAAGGAUUAGACGAGAUGCUCAAGCCGUCUCAAUUUUCCCUCGGUGUAAAGGGGGCUCUGUAUCCCGAUAGACGGGGCCCACGAUGCAGGCUGAGAGGUCAACUAAAUAUGAGCAUAAGCUUUGUUCUUCCACCUAUGCUUGGAUUGGUUCCUGAAGAUAUUCGUCGAGAUGUGGCAGAAUCGGUUCUCAAGAGAUUGGUGGAGAAUAUGAAAGAUAAAGUUAACAGCAGUUUGAUUUCGGACUACAACGAAUUCAAGAGGGAAAGGCCAAAGGCUUUAGCAUGACUGAGGAUGGUAAAAUGCAGACAAAUCAAGUAGAUUUAAUAUCGAGCAACGUAUAGAGAUUAAAUUGAGAAUCCCUCUUCGCCUAGUUUUGUAAACUGAUGUAUACAUGUGUCAAUAACUCAUCAUAAUACAAAUAUUCGAUUGCAAUUUUCAAUUACCGUUUCCUACGUUCGAUGUUGGGAUUUUGAAAUCGUACGAAACUCUUCAAGGCCUGGUCUGGGAUGUUAAUGGAAUAAAUACGAUUGGUUGAAUUUGUCAGGAUUAACAGUCAAAUGUAAUAUGUAAUUAUCUUAUAUU